Pseudovirgaria hyperparasitica is the source of this 2166-nucleotide messenger RNA. RefSeq lists its product as uncharacterized. Lineage: Eukaryota; Fungi; Ascomycota; Dothideomycetes; Acrospermales; Acrospermaceae. Gene Ontology annotation, biological process: regulation of DNA-templated transcription. The transcript is spliced from 2 exons. Gene Ontology annotation, molecular function: DNA-binding transcription factor activity, RNA polymerase II-specific; zinc ion binding. The record is from RefSeq and is a predicted model, not a curated record. The annotation marks the transcript as partial.
CAUACCGGUCAGCAGAAUGGCUAUCUUCAAGAUACAACUAUCGAUCCGUCAGCCUUUAACGCCUUCGGCACUUCUCUUCACAACUCACCCAUAGACUUCAUGCCAGUGUCACAGGCGACUAUGAAUACGACGCUUUCGAUGGAGGGCUCCUCCAACUUCAUGGCCAUUUCUUCUGCGAUGGAUAUGCAACAGAUGACUAGCUUUGCAUUCCAGAUGAAUGAUUUUCAGAAUGAACUCAUGUACGCUGGAACUACUGAGCUAGGCACGAACGAAUAUGCUGUUCCCUGCUCGAGUGUUGGAGGUUCUUCACCAUCAGAGAACUUGUUGGAAAUCAGGUCCAUAUCGAGCGACGAGAAUGGAAAUGGCUGGAGCUUUGUGGAUAUCCCACAGUCCCACCGACGGUCAUUUGGUUCGUACAACACGGACAACUCAAACCAGAUAAUACACAACCCAGCCAUGAGUCUACACAUCCGGACUGGCUCCGGCUCCGACGAAUCUAAUCAUUCCGACGUUCCACCCUCUGCCAUCUCUUUCGGUAGCGGAUAUGAAGAGGUCAUGUUUCCUAUGGGCUCUCCACAAUCAGAGCACCAUAUUGAAUUCACUCAACAUGGUACUCAUGGUCUUUCCAGUACAUCCUCGAAUCAUGAUAGGAAAUCUGGGGACCUUCAGCAUUACCACCCACACACCCAUUCUCACCACAAUUCUCCCACGAAUGCUUCGGCAAGCCCCAUACCAAUUGUGACGCAGCCCAAAGCCUGCACCCAAGGCCAUAACGGACUAAAGUCGACCUCACCCACGUCGUCCGGUGUCAGCUCCCCUCCGUCGGCACGAAGACGGAAAAGUCCAACAGGUGCGAGAGAUAAGGUCCAGAAGACAAUUCAAAAGAAGCCAGUGCAUUCUACGAAGAAAGAUGCCAAUGCCAGCGAGAAAAAGGUUGGAAGAAGGCGCGGCCCUUUGCGACCCGAUCAACGUCAACAAGCACAUGAGAUCCGCAAAUUACGUGCUUGCCUUCGAUGCAAGUUCCUUAAGAAAACAUGUGACAAGGGUGACCCUUGUGGUGGCUGCCAGCCUUCCCAUGCCCGUCUCUGGCAAGUGCCUUGCACCCGUAUCGACAUUAAAGAUAUCGCGUACUUCAUGAAGGACUGGAAAGCGGAUUAUGAGCGUCAUGUCAGCCUAGGGUUCUCUGUUGGCAACAUUAAAGGGUUCUCCCAAAUUGAACGGCAGAUCUAUGUCACCCACGGGUACGGCUUUUACCUUCCCAUCAACGCUCGUGAGGUGUACGUUCGUGAUGACAAAUGCUUCGGCGUGGAUUGGGUGGAGCAGAUCAAUGAAUUCCCGAAGACUUUCGAAUGUCAGACUGCCAAACUUUCAGCUGGCAUGGAAGGCAUCUCACACGCUAUGUUGUCCGAGUAUCUGGAUCGCCACAUUGACGGAGGAUUCGAGAGAUUUGUCGAUGAAUACUUUGACGGAACCUACUUCAUCUCGGAGAUUCUGAAGACUGCAUAUCGCUUUUACCUUCGCGAGAAACUUCCAGUCAUCCGUAAAGCUCUGAAACUUGUGCUUGCAUACAAUCUCACUCUACACGUGACGAUGGUUGAGGGCUUGGGCGAUGACGAUCAGUAUGUUGGGAAGGUUGAUGACAAUGCUAGCAAGUUCUUCGGCAAGACGGUCGCGCCAGUCAUGAUCAAUUUCCAGGUCAAAUGCGCGCUGGCCGAUAUGUGGCGAGAGCUUCAGAAGGACGUCCUUGAGGAGUUGUCUAGUCUAUACUCGUCUGUGUACAGUGGUGACAAGCUUAAGAAUUGGCCGACCAUUUUCAUGCUUGCUGCUAUUCUUCUUUGCGUCUGGGAGCUCAUGCAGUUCGACUGUCAUUAUCGUAUCCCAGAUCAGAAGGCUGUUGAGAAAUUUUGCAACGAUAUGGAAAGCACACCAGUAGGCGUCAUCGUUGGGCUUUUCUCUGCCAUUUCCCAGAAGCUUCCGAGUUUCUCAGAGUGGGAUACGCGCAAGCACCAUCACCUACUGGCGUCAAACCCCGCUGUGUGCGAUGCUAUGACUGAAGUACGCGCGCAUGUACACAAAUAUGACUCGUAUUUGAGAUCGCGCGCUGACAGCAAAUUCGACCGCGAGGAUUUUGACUCUCUGUCAAACAAGUUUCUCUCGAAGCUGGUU